Messenger RNA from Monopterus albus (swamp eel), 2601 nucleotides. It is a transcript of the gene engase, whose product is annotated as endo-beta-N-acetylglucosaminidase. Bases 357 to 2525 code for a protein of 722 amino acids. Gene Ontology annotation, biological process: protein deglycosylation. The record is from RefSeq and is a predicted model, not a curated record. NCBI's taxonomy places the organism in Eukaryota, Metazoa, Chordata, Actinopteri, Synbranchiformes, Synbranchidae. Gene Ontology annotation, cellular component: cytoplasm. Gene Ontology annotation, molecular function: mannosyl-glycoprotein endo-beta-N-acetylglucosaminidase activity. The transcript has 14 exons.
UAACAUACCUAAACGCUGUUUGCAACGCGCCAAUAAAUAACAAAAGAAGAAGUAGAGGGAGAAGCAGUAGAAGAAGAAGACGGCCGAGGCGAACAUUAUAUCCCAAAACUCGGGAGUAGGCAGAUGUAGUUGUUUAGCAUUGACUUAGGAUUUGAAUCAGGUUAAGCACCAUAAAAUACGACUGGUUAGGGUUAUAGAGGUUAGGUUCAAAGGUAAGGGGAAACAUAGCGUUAUCUUCGGUGAAAAUUGUUUCCUCAAGAGUCUCCUCCCGCGUUUUGGGAUCUAACGCAACAGCACUCAUUUCUUUCGGUUUCCCUGUUCACACUAUAGUUUGUUGAUUUGUCAAAUUCAACGAAAUGGAGUUGAUUGGUGGAAACAAGGUUCUCCCACAAAGGAAACGAGAGGAGGGAGUUGCAGAUCGCGGCGUGAAGAGGAGUGAAACAGAACCCAGCCGGUUGGAGUCUUGUUUGGAUCAACCCAUGGAUUCAAGUAGCAUCUAUGAAGUUAUCAAGUACAUACCCUCACCGCUACCAGCCAAACACUUUGAUGCAGACACCACUGAACCAAUCAGCAGUGGUCUACAGAGUUUAGACGAGCUACUGUCAUGGAAGAUAAGUGAGGCAAACCCAUUUAAUGUGGCAGUAGUCCCUCUGGCACCUCGAGAGCCUCCUCUGGCCAGUUGUCCACAUCGAACUUUGGUGUCUCAUGACAUGAUGGGCGGCUACAUAGAUGACAGGUUUGUCCAGGGGACAAGUACAGAAGCUCCGUAUGCCUUCUAUCACUGGCAGUACAUUGAUAUUUUCAAUUACUUCUCACACAACCUUGUGACUAUUCCUCCUGCUGUGUGGACCAGUGCUGCACAUAAACACGGUGUUGCUGUUAUCGGAACCUUUAUCACAGAGUGGACUGAUGGAGCCAGAUUGUGCGAGGCCUUCCUGAAGGAGGAAGAAUUGUACCGGGCGGUAGCUGAUAAACUCGUCCAGAUCAGCCACUAUUAUGGUUUUGAUGGCUGGCUCAUUAACAUAGAGAACGUCCUCAGUGAGGUUGCGGUGAAGAACACACUUUUAUUCCUGCGGUAUCUGACGGACCAGAUGCACGAGCGAGUCCCUGGCAGCUUGGUCCUCUGGUACGACAGCGUGAUUGAGAACGGACAACUAAAAUGGCAGAAUGAACUCAAUCAGUCCAACAGGGUGUUUUUUGAUUCCUGUGAUGGUUUCUUCACCAACUACAACUGGACAGAGCAGAACCUUGAGGUGAUGAGGGAAUACAGUGGGGCCCAAGGCCGCCAGGCUGACAUCUACAUUGGGGUGGACGUGUUUGCCCGAGGCGACGUGGUAGGAGGAAAGUUUGAAACCAAUAAGGCACUGGAACUCAUUCGGAAGCACAACUUCUCUGCAGCCAUCUUUGCUCCUGGCUGGGUGUACGAGACCCACAGUGAUAAGACAGAAUUCCGCAAGAAUCAGGACAAGUUCUGGGCUCUUCUGUCAGACUACCUGUACAUCCACCGGGCGGUCUCACCUCUGCCCUUCAUCUCCUCCUUCUGCCAGGGCUUCGGGAAGGCUAUCUACUGGAGAGGACAGCAAGAAACAAAGAGGAACUGGUUCAACCUGAGUGCCCAGGACAUCCAGCCCCUGUAUUACCAUGUGGAGCUGAAGGGUGGGGGCUGGCUGAGAAGCCGGGGUUGCCCAGAGGAUGCCUGGAAUGGAGGCUGCUCACUGCUGCUGGACGGACUCAUCCCUGUGUCUGCCACUUCUCCAGUUUGUGCAAAGAUCUUCUCCCUCCAUGUACCCCUGCCAUCCAAGACUCUGGUAAACCUCGUCUGUAAGCCGUCAGCUGGGAUUAUGGUCUCCCUGGAGCUGAAGACAACAGAUGCCAGUCUUGGCACACACAGGGACAGCCAGGAUGUCAAACUUACCAGUGUGACUCCUGAGGAGUUGGAUGAGGGGCACCAAUUGUUGAGCCGCUUCACUCAGCUAUGUGGAAACCUGAAUCCAGAUGGAUGGACUGUCAGGCGCUCGCAGCUGGAGCUGUCUGGCUGUGCUCUUAGAGAAAUUUGUGUCAACAUCCAGCGCAACGGAGAGCUACAGGACACACCGUUCAGCUGCAGGGUGGGAGAAGUUAUGCUUCUAGAUGUAGCCAGUCUGGACAUCCCCUCUGAAGUGGUUCGGGGCUUCUGCAUUUACGAUGUGGUGUGGAUGCGUGGUGCUGGUUCCCUACCAGAGUCCAGCUCUCCCAGACUGCUCCUUAGUGCAACCCUGCACUGGGACUACCCGACUGCGCUGAUACGCCACUUCAGGGUGUACUGGCGUCAGCUCAGGGGACCUAAUCCCCGAAUCCCUCCAGGACAUCUGGUUCUGGUGGGACAGGCGUAUUCUAAUCUGUUUAGGGUAACGGAGUUGGCAGUGCCAGAGCCCCCUGGCCUACUGGAGCUGGUGGUGGAGCCAGUGAUCAGGAAGGGCUUCCUGGUCCCUGAGAGAGACUGGGGAAGAAGAAGCCUCAGCUACACAGAGGACUUCACACAGUGACCAUAUAUAUAUAUAUAGCGCUUUCUCACAGUGUGUUGCACUGGCCAGAGCGCUUUACAGGGAGAUCAUACCACCA